AUGGCGACUCCAACAGAGUCUCUCCUCACCAUCGCCGGGUCAGUCUCCACCCCAUCGACCAGGAAACGGGUUCGCAUCUUCCGAGACGAAAUUUCUUCCAUUCUCAACAACUCAGAAAUGGGUACAGAGCCUGCAUUGCUGUUGGUAGAUAUAAUAUUUAAAACAUUGUACAUUUAUGAUGAUCGUGGGUCGAGGAAAGCUGUUGAUGACAUCAUUACAAAAGGUUUACAAGAGGUUGCUUUCAUGAAAAGUUUUGCAGCAGCCCUUGUUCAGGUCAUGGAAAGACAAGUGAGGGUGCAAUCACAUGUUGGCUGCUACAGACUUCUCCAGUGGUCAUGUCUCCUUUUCAGUAAGAGUAAUUUUGCUAGAGUCUCGAAGAAUGCAUUGUGUAAAGUUGCCACAGUGCAGGCAUCAUUAAUUCAUAUUGUUAUGCAAAGAUCUUUCCGUGAGCAAAGGGCUUGCAAGAAGACAUUUUGUCACUUAUUUUCUCAGUCACCGGACAUUUACAAAAUGUAUAUAGAGGAACUUAAAGAUGCACGUAUCCCAUACAAAGAUAGUCCUGAGUUAAUAUGGUUGUUGAUGGAGUUCUCAACUACCUCAAGCAAAUUAUCUUCUUUGUUUGAGCAAUGCAAGCCAAUAUUUCUGGAUAUAUAUCUUAAGGCAAUUUUAAAUGCAAGGGAAAAGCCAGCAAAGGGUCUUAGUGAAGCUUUUCAUCCACUUUUUAGACAUAUGUUACAUGAAGAUUUCCAAAACAUUGUGCUUCCAUCUGCUGUUAAAAUGCUGAAACGUAACCCUGAGAUUGUACUGGAAUCUGUUGGGAUUCUCUUGAAUUCAGUCAACCUUGAUUUAAGUAAGUAUGCGAUCGAAAUUCUUUCAGUGGCAUUGCCACAGGCUCGGCAUGCAGAUGAAGGCAGAAGGGUUGGGGCGCUGGCAAUUAUACGAUGUUUGAGCCAAAAGUCUAGUAAUCCAGAUGCUUUAGAAGCAAUGUUCAAUGCUGUCAAAUCUGUAAUUGGAGGGUCAGAGGGAAGACUUACAUUUCCUUACCAGAGAAUUGGCAUGAUCAAUGCACUGCAAGAAAUGUGUAAUGCUCCAGACGGGAAACAUCUCAACAGCCAGUCACAAACCUUAUGCAGUUUCCUUUUAUCGUGUUACAAGGAUGAGGGAAAUGAGGAGGUGAAGCUUGCAAUUUUGUCCGCUCUGGGUUUGUGGGCAGCAAGAUCUGCUGAUGCCAUUCAAUCGGAUGUAGUUUUGUUUUUCUCAUCUGGUCUUAAGGAGAAGGAAGCUCUAAGAAGAGGGCAUCUUCGUUGUCUACGAGCCAUAUGCAAAAAUACAGAUGCUGUUUUCCGGAUAUCAUCAUUACUGGAACCUCUCAUCCAACUUGUCAAAACUGGUUUUACGAAAGCAGCUCAGCGUUUGGAUGGUAUAUAUGCCUUGCUAUUAGUUGUGAAGAUUGCGGCUGUUGACAUCAAAGCAGAGGAGACUGUUGUGAAGGACAAGAUCUGGUCUUUGAUAUCUCAAAAUGAGCCUUCACUUGUACCAAUAUCCAUGGCUUCAAAAUUGUUGACUGAAGAUUGCAUGGCAUGUGUUGAUCUUCUUGAAGUGAUGCUGGUGGAACAUCUGCAGAGGGUACUGGACUCCUUUUCACUCAGAUUACUGUCACAGUUGAUUAUGUUUUUCAUAUGCCACCCAUGUUGGGAAGUUCGAAGAAUGACUUAUGACGCUACCAGAAGGAUAGUUCCUGCUGCUCCACAAUUAACUGAAUAUCUUUUAGUUGAAUUCACGAAUUUCAUGUCUGUAGUUGCAGAGAAACUUCGUAUUUCAAAUUCAAGUGAAACAGAUAAUUCAUUGGACACUCAAGUUCCAUUCCUUCCGUCGGUUGAGGUUUCAGUAAAGGCUUUAGUUGUGAUAUCAUCAGCAGCUCUACCUGCAGCUCCAAGGGCAUCAAUGCGAGUUUUAUUCUGCGCACAUCAUCCGUACAUUGUUGGAACUGCAAAGAGAGAUGCAGUUUGGAGGAGGGUGCAAAAAUGUUUGCAUACAUGCGGUUUUGACGUCAUCAGCAACAUUUUGGCUGAUGUGGAGAAUUUGUGCAAGACCCUACUUGGACCAAUGUGGUUGUCCAGCUCUAAUUCAUUUGAACAGCAAGCAGCAAUUUCCUCCUUAUCCACUUUGAUGUCCAUUGCACCUGGAGAAACCUAUGCGGAGUUUGAAAAGCACUUGAAAAGUCUUCCGUACCGUUAUUCACAUGAUACACUUUCAGAAAAUGAUGUUCAGAUUUUUCAUACUCCUGAAGGCUUGCUUUCCAGUGAGCAAGGUGUCUACAUUGCAGAGUCUGUUGCUGCUAAGAACAUGAAACAAGCGAAGGGCCGUUUUCGGAUGUAUGAGGAUGCCACGGACCAUGGUGGUUCUAAUCAUUCUGCAAAAGUAGAGCCAGCCAACGGUUCUACAGGUAAAAGGGAAACUGGGAAGUCUGCAAAGAAACCUGAUAAAGGAAGGACUGCAAAAGAGGAGGCACGUGAGUUACAACUUAGGGAGGAGUCAUCCAUACGUGAGAAGGUCCAAGAAAUACAGAAAAAUCUAUCUUCCAUACUUAAAGCACUUGGGGAAAUGGCCAUUGCUAAUCCUAUUUUUGCUCACAGUCAGCUUCCUUCCCUGGUUAACUAUGUUGAUCCAUUGCUAAGGUCACCAAUAGUCAGUGAUGUGGCAUUUGAAACUGUGGUGAAACUUGCUAGAUGCACUGCUCCACCUCUCUGUAAUUGGGCCCUUGACAUUGCUACAGCUUUGCGCUUAGUUGUGACUGAAGAAGUUCGUCUUGUGGGUGAUAUGAUUCCAUCAGUUGGUGAAGCGGAAGCCAAUGAAAAACCAUAUUUGAGUCUAUUUGAGCGAAUAAUUAAUGGCCUUUCUGUAUCUUGUAAAUCUGGACCGCUUCCUGUAGAUUCUUUUACCUUCGUCUUCCCUAUAAUGGAGCGAAUUCUGUUAUGCUCUAAGAAGACAGGACUUCAUGAUGAUGUGCUUCGGAUUCUUUAUUUGCACAUGGACCCCCUAUUACCCCUUCCGAGGCUUCGAAUGAUUUCAGUUCUUUAUCAUGUUCUCGGUGUUGUUCCUGCUUAUCAAGCUUCUGUUGGACCUGCGUUGAAUGAGUUGUGUUUGGGUCUGCGACCAGAUGAAGUGGCGCCAGCUCUAUAUGGGGUUUAUGCGAAAGAUGUUCAUGUUAGAAUGGCCUGCCUAAGUGCUGUCAAAUGUAUUCCUGCUGUUGCCAGUCGUUCUCUUCCUCAGAACGUUGAGGUUGCUACAAGCAUUUGGGUUGCUUUACAUGACCCUGAAAAGUCAGUUGCAGAAGCAGCAGAGGAUUUAUGGGAUCGCUAUGGGUAUGACUUUGGGACUGACUAUUCAGGCCUUUUCAAAGCACUUUCCCAUAUCAAUUAUAAUGUCCGUUUUGCUGCUGCGGAGGCAUUAGCUGCUGCUUUGGAUGAAUGUCCAGAUACUAUACAGGAAUCUCUUUCUACUUUAUUUUCUCUGUAUAUCCGUGAUGCUGGUUUGACUGAGGACAAUGUUGAUGCUGGUUGGCUGGGCCGACAAGGUGUAGCCUUGGCAUUACAUUCUUCUGCUGAUGUACUCAGAACAAAAGACCUUCCUGUUGUUAUGACAUUUCUGAUUUCAAGAGCACUGGCCGAUCCUAAUGCUGAUGUUAGGGGAAGAAUGAUUACUGCUGGUAUUAUGAUUAUUGAUAAGCAUGGCAGGGAUAACGUUUCCUUGCUAUUUCCCAUCUUUGAGAACUACUUAAACAAAAAGGCAUCAGAUGAAGAGAAAUAUGAUUUGGUUCGUGAGGGAGUUGUUAUUUUCACCGGAGCAUUGGCAAAACACUUGGCAAAGGAUGAUCCAAAAGUUCAUACUGUUGUAGAGAAGUUGUUGGAUGUGUUAAACACUCCAUCAGAAGCUGUUCAACGGGCGGUUUCAGCAUGCCUAUCUCCAUUAAUGCAAUCAAAGCAAGAUGAUGGACCAGCUCUUGUCUCAAGGCUUUUGGAUAAACUGAUGAAGAGUGACAAAUAUGGGGAACGUCGAGGAGCUGCUUUUGGGCUUGCUGGGGUGGUCAAGGGAUUCGGUAUUUCUUGUUUGAAGAAGUAUGGGAUUGUAACUCUACUACAAGAAGGUCUUGUAGAUAGGAGUUCUGCAAAAUGUCGUGAAGGAGCUUUGCUUGGAUUUGAGUGCCUCUGUGAAUCACUUGGACGACUAUUUGAACCGUAUGUAAUUCAAAUGUUGCCACUACUGUUGGUUUCGUUCUCUGAUCAAGUUGUUGCAGUUCGUGAAGGUGCUGAGUGUGCAGCUCGUGCAAUGAUGUCUCAACUUAGUGCUCAAGGAGUUAAACUGGUCCUCCCAUCUCUUUUAAAGGGUCUUGAAGAUAAAGCUUGGCGAACAAAGCAAAGUAGUGUCCAACUGCUUGGGGCUAUGGCCUAUUGUGCUCCUCAACAGCUGUCUCAGUGUCUCCCUAAGAUUGUACCAAAACUGACCGAGGUCUUAACAGAUACACAUCCUAAAGUCCAGUCAGCGGGACAAACCGCACUUCAACAGAAUCCUGAAAUAGCUUCCUUGGUCCCCACUCUUCUACUGGGUCUGACGGAUCCAAAUGACCAUACAAAGUACUCUCUUGAUAUUCUCUUACAAACAACUUUUAUUAAUACAAUUGAUGCUCCUUCACUGGCACUGUUGGUGCCAAUAGUUCAUAGAGGGCUGCGGGAAAGGAGUGCAGAGACUAAAAAGAAAGCAGCACAGAUAGUUGGCAAUAUGUGUUCGUUAGUUACGGAACCUAAGGAUAUGAUUCCAUAUAUUGGGUUGCUUCUUCCUGAAGUGAAAAAGGUUCUUGUGGAUCCAAUUCCAGAAGUUCGGUCAGUUGCAGCAAGGGCCCUUGGAUCCCUUAUACGGGGAAUGGGUGAAGAUCAUUUCCCAGAUCUUGUUCCAUGGCUGUUUGAUACACUUAAAUCUGAUAAUAGUAAUGUUGAACGCUCUGGGGCUGCUCAAGGGUUGAGUGAGGUAUUAGCUGCACUCGGGACUGAGUACUUUGAGCAUGUACUUCCUGAUGUUAUCCGGAACUGUUCUCACCAAAAAGCAUCUGUCCGUGACGGAUAUUUAACAUUAUUUAAGUAUCUACCGAGGUCAUUGGGAGUCCAAUUCCAGAAUUAUCUACAGCAGGUGCUGCCUUCUAUUUUAGAUGGUCUUGCCGAUGAAAAUGAGUCUGUACGUGAGGCAGCACUAGGUGCAGGGCAUGUCCUGGUUGAGCAUUAUGCGACAACGUCUUUACCUUUGCUCCUUCCUGCUGUUGAGGAUGGUAUUUUUAACGAUAGUUGGCGGAUUCGACAAAGCUCUGUGGAGUUAUUGGGUGAUCUCUUAUUUAAGGUUGCUGGGACUUCUGGAAAAGCUUUACUUGAGGGUGGCAGUGAUGAUGAAGGUGCUAGUACUGAGGCACACGGGCGGGCUAUAAUUGAGGUUCUGGGAAGGGAAAAGCGUGAUGAAGUUCUUGCUGCGUUAUAUAUGGUUCGAACUGAUGUCAGCUUAUCUGUUCGUCAGGCUGCGUUGCAUGUAUGGAAAACUAUUGUGGCAAAUACUCCAAAGACUCUAAAGGAAAUAAUGCCAGUUUUAAUGAAUACUCUGAUUGCCUCUCUUGCAUCAUCGUCCUCUGAAAGGCGGCAGGUUGCUGGACGAUCACUGGGUGAGCUUGUUAGGAAACUUGGUGAAAGAGUGCUUCCUUUGAUCAUCCCAAUUUUAUCCCAAGGGCUGAAGGACUCUGACACCAGCAGAAGACAAGGUGUAUGCAUUGGUUUGAGUGAAGUAAUGGCAAGUGCUGGUAAAAAUCAGUUGUUGAGCUUCAUGGAUGAGCUCAUCCCUACAAUUCGAACUGCUCUUUCUGAUAGCAUGCCCGAGGUUCGUGAGUCUGCUGGCUUAGCAUUCAGCACUCUCUACAAGAGUGCUGGACUGCAAGCAAUCGAUGAAAUUGUUCCCACUCUUUUGCGUGCAUUGGAGGAUGAUCAAACUUCUGAUACUGCUCUUGAUGGCCUUAAACAAAUCUUAAGUGUGAGGAUUACUGCUGUUUUGCCCCACAUCUUACCCAAGCUGGUCCACCUUCCACUUACUGCGUUUAAUGCACAUGCUCUUGGAGCUGUAGCUGAGGUUGCUGGACCUGGCCUUAACUCUCAUCUUGGUACUGUUAUUCCUGCUCUACUUUCUGCAAUGGGUGCUGAUGAAAAGGAAGUUCAAACUUUGGCCAGGGAGGCUGCUGAAACAGUGGUCUUAGUCAUAGAUGAGGAAGGUGUUGAAUCUCUUAUAUCUGAACUUGUUAGAGCUGUCAGUGAUAGUCAGGCCUCAAUUAGAAGAAGUUCUUCAUAUCUUAUAGGCUAUUUCUUCAAAAACAGUAAAUUAUAUUUGGUUGAUGAAGCUCCAAACAUGAUAUCUACCUUGAUUGUCUUGCUCAGCGACUCAGAUUCAGCUACUGUGGCGAUUUCUUGGGAAGCUUUGUCAAGGGUUGUAAGUUCUGUUCCCAAGGAGGGAGGACCAAUUCUCAUACCUGGAUUUUGUUUACCAAAAGCACUUCAACCAUUGCUUCCAAUAUUUCUACAGGGCUUAAUAAGUGGAUCUGCUGAACUGAGAGAGCAAGCGGCACUGGGUCUUGGUGAACUGAUUGAGGUGACUAGUGAACAGGCACUGAAAGAAUUUGUCAUCCCAAUAACAGGGCCUCUUAUCCGGAUAAUAGGUGAUCGGUUCCCUUGGCAGGUGAAGAGUGCUAUUUUUAUCUACUUUGGCAAUGAUGAUAAGAAAGGGUGGGAUGGCGUUGAAACCUUUUCUUCCUCAGCUUCAAACAACAUUUGUAAAGUGUCUACAGGAUAA
Prunus armeniaca (apricot) is the source of this 6873-nucleotide messenger RNA. NCBI's taxonomy places the organism in Eukaryota, Viridiplantae, Streptophyta, Magnoliopsida, Rosales, Rosaceae. The record is from the annotation of a GenBank genome assembly.